This is a messenger RNA of Pseudophryne corroboree (corroboree frog), 1736 nucleotides long. RefSeq names its product progesterone receptor membrane component 1 (gene PGRMC1). Gene Ontology annotation, cellular component: endomembrane system; endoplasmic reticulum; membrane. Bases 169 to 705 code for a protein of 178 amino acids. The record is from RefSeq and is a predicted model, not a curated record. The transcript has 4 exons. Lineage: Eukaryota; Metazoa; Chordata; Amphibia; Anura; Myobatrachidae.
GGUCCGCCGCCAGGUUUUGUGCGAAGCUGGGAGUGACUCAGUGGAACAGAGCAGCAGUCAGUGUAUAUAACAGGCGGACAUACUGUAGCAGUGCAGAGUGCAGCUCUGGGCAUCUGAAUCCAAUCUCCAGGGAGUUGCAUUCUUUUAUUCUGAAAACUAGGAAUAAUUAUGGGUGAAGACGGCAUCCUGCAGGAGAUCUUCACUUCUCCUUUAAAUAUAUGUCUCCUGGGUCUGUGCUUGUACCUGCUGUACAAAAUACUGAGGGGUGAUAAGCCCCAACAUUCAGAUGAGAACAGAGAAGAGCAGUUACCUAAGAUGAAGAAAAGAGACUUUACACUGGCUCAACUGAAGGAAUUUAAUGGCACAGACAACCCCAGGAUCCUAAUGGCAAUUAAUGGGAAGGUGUUUGAUGUGACCAGGGGAAAGAAGUUUUAUGGACCAGAGGGACCUUAUGGUGUGUUUGCUGGACAAGACGCCUCCCGAGGCCUCGCCACUUUCUGCCUUGAGAAAGAAGCCCUGUCUGAUAAAUACGAUGACCUCUCCGAUCUGACCGCUUCGCAACGGGAGACAUUAAGUGACUGGGAAUCACAAUUUACCUUUAAGUAUCAUCAUGUUGGGAAGCUUCUGAAGGAUGGAGAGGAACCCACAGAAUACACUGAUGAAGAAGACACAAAAACCGGUUCUGACCAGAAGAAGAUCAACUAAAAAGAUUAAAAACAAAUAAGUUUUGAAAAUAAGCUAAAACAUUCCAGAUCAUUGUUAAAGCUUAAGAUUUAUGCUACUGUGUUAUGUGGAAAUAGAAUUCCAAGUAAUCUUGUUCCAUAAAGUUAUUACAGCACAAACCUUAUUUCCCACCUGUUAGAAACCGUAUGUGAAAUCCAGAAGUUUCCUUGAUACAGAAAACGUCUUUCGGCUUUAGCAGUGGGGAAAAAAUGAAAUUGUACAGUGAGUCAACCAAGGGAAUCAAACGUUUGUAAUGAAACGUUCUUGUUGUUAUAAUUCAGUUUUAGGUAUUGUACUUUAUCUCUCCCCCACCCCUCCCCCAUUUUUGCAAUAGUUUGUUAAGCAUUGGGCCAUUUGCUCAAUUAACAAAGCUCAAUCAUUAUAAAGUUUCAUUGUUGACCUUCUCUUUUGUUUAUAUCUCGGUCCAUUACUUAAAACUAAUUACUUUUCUAGACCACUUUAUAUUAUAAUGUGCUUUCUUUUUUUAAUAAAUUCAUGGCUGCUUUCCUUAAAUUACCUAUUGUAAUUCUGUCACUUAUGCAUAAGAUAUAGUCAGCGGUACACAUUUAGAAAUAUUUUAAUUUACAGUAAGGUCAAAACCCUUUUAUAGAUCUUGUUUUGCCAGCGUCUAGCAAACUGACUCAUCCUUGCCCUAAAAUCUGCAGCAUGUUCGUUCUUUAUAUGACAAAUGAUCGAUCGCGCACAGUAGGGCAACAUCCCAUCUUAAAUAGAACUCCCAUCUUCGUAAAUUUACCCCAAUGUGUUCAAGAUCUUUUUGGUAUCUGGUGAAUUAAUGGUUAAACUUUUAAUUGCGUUUACAUUUAAAUUGUUAAGAGACCGCACUUUUUCUAUAAUAGUUCAAGGCUGCAUUAAAAAAUUCUGCUUAUGUUUGUUUGUGUCACCAGCAGUACGUUUAUUGGUGCCUUUUGACAAGCUGGCUCCUGGUCUUAUGCACAUUUAAAAAAAAUGUAUUUCCCAGGACCAAUGAUUAAAGGAAGCUAUUUAAAAUUAAA